Messenger RNA from Moesziomyces antarcticus, 681 nucleotides. RefSeq lists its product as uncharacterized. The transcript is spliced from 2 exons. Bases 1 to 681 code for a protein of 226 amino acids. The record is from RefSeq and is a predicted model, not a curated record. Gene Ontology annotation, biological process: cristae formation. Gene Ontology annotation, cellular component: MICOS complex; mitochondrial crista junction. NCBI's taxonomy places the organism in Eukaryota, Fungi, Basidiomycota, Ustilaginomycetes, Ustilaginales, Ustilaginaceae.
AUGGCAGCAACACGCCUUGUGCUUGCGCCAUUAGGCGGCAUCUUUGUGGCUACCUCGCUGCUCUACACCUUCCGACACACGAUCGCUGUGCGCACGCACGACACCGCCGUAGCGCUCAACCGCAUCCAACUGCAGCUCAACGACAUUGACCCGGACAACUGGGACAAGGAGGGCAAGCAGCGCGUCUCGCGCGAGCAGCUCAAGCCCGCAUACGUCGCGCCCGUGCGUCCGACGGUCACCGAGGAGAUCAAGGCUCGAUGGAACGAACAUCUCAUUGGUGCGGUCAGCACGCUGGCGAACGCCGACUACUACGAGCUGUUUUCCAACGGGAUUGUUUCGGCCAAGAACAUGGUGACCAAGCUGGGAUCGUCGGAAAGCGCGAAUGCAUCCGUGGGCGCGCCGUUGCAAGCGCAGGUUGCAGCGACAGGUGGCAUCAAAACGGGCGUCAUCAACACGCAGGGCGUCUCGCUGCGCGACGAGUCCAGCGCCGCCGCCGCCGCACGCGAUGCUGUGCGCGGACCAGGAAGCAGCUUCGGCUCGCGCAUCGCCCGUGCCGUCGGCCUCGAUGCCGGCAAGGUAGAAAAGGUGGUCGAGGCGAAAACAGGACCAGGCCUCGGAAAGGUCGGCGAUGGUUCGGUGGGCAGAACCUUCUACCUCGGCGAGGGAACCAGUUUGCGUUAG